Archocentrus centrarchus (flier cichlid) is the source of this 2991-nucleotide messenger RNA. RefSeq names its product protein S (gene pros1). The coding region runs from base 180 to 2228 and encodes 682 amino acids. Lineage: Eukaryota; Metazoa; Chordata; Actinopteri; Cichliformes; Cichlidae. The record is from RefSeq and is a predicted model, not a curated record. The transcript has 14 exons. Gene Ontology annotation, cellular component: extracellular region. Gene Ontology annotation, molecular function: calcium ion binding.
UCCCUAGCUGCCUCCCCUCCGAGCCCGCUCUGCUGGCAGCUGCCUCUGCUCCCCCCUCACCACCUCUCUCCCUACGAAAAACACUUUCGGGAAAAAUAAGCCCCCCCUCACGGACCUGCCGCUCAACCAGUCUGUACUCGCAGCCAAACCGUGGCCUGAGCAGGAGGAACGGCCCGACUAUGUGGAGAAAGAAGCGGGCUCUUGGGGAACCCCUGGCUUGUCUCCUGUUACUGGUGACGCUGGUCGAUGCUUAUCGGUUCAUGAGCCAGAGCACAGCCUCACAGUUCCUGAGCAGGCACAGGAGGGCCAACUCACUGUUUGAGGAGAGCAAGAAGGGCAACCUGGAGAGGGAGUGCAUCGAGGAGCUUUGCAACAAGGAGGAGGCCAGGGAGAUCUUUGAGAACCAACCGGAGACGGAAUACUUCUACCCUAAAUAUGUUGCGUGUCUGGGUUCACACCGUGUCGGUAUCAACGACCAGAACUCAGAUACCGCCAUCCCCUCAGACCUUCGCACCUGUGUGAAAGAGAUCAGUAACCAGUGCACGCCGUUUCCGUGCUACAAGGAGGGUUCAGAGGGCUGCGUGGACGGCCAGGCUGCCUUCACGUGUGUGUGUAAGCCUGGUUGGAAGGGGCAGCGCUGUGAGGAUGACAUCGAUGAGUGUUCAGAUCCUGAAUUUCCUGCUGGAUGUAACCAAAUAUGUCAGAAUAUCCCAGGUAGUUUCCACUGCAUGUGUGAAGAAGGCUACAUAAUCACUGACAACAUCAACUGCAUGGAUGUCAAUGAAUGCCUGCUGUACCCCAGCAUCUGUGGAGAAAGAGCUGAAUGUGUCAACAUACCAGGCACCUUUGACUGCCAGUGUCCUCUGGGAUUUAAAUACAACUUCACCUCCAGGGCAUGUGUUGAUGUGGAUGAGUGCGAGAUGAAUGUGUGCAAGGGGGUUUGUAUAAACACUAAGGGCAGCUAUUCGUGCCACUGUGAUGGUCGCCAGGGUUUGCGUCUGGCACAGGAUGGGCGGCGCUGUGAGAGAAUCCCCGUCUGCGUAGAUCUGUUUGAAGUUAGACACCCUGAGAUGCUUUACCUGGGAGAGCAGUUCGCAGGCCUUCCUGUCAUCUAUCUGCGCUUCCGUCUGCCGGAGAACACAAAGUUUGCAGCUGAGUUUGACUUGCGUACAUUUGACCCAGAGGGAGUCGUUCUGUAUGCAGAGUCUUCCCAGGGCUCGUGGUUCAUGUUGGGACUCAGGGGCGGUCGCAUUGAAAUCCAGUUUAAAAACCAGCACACGUUUAAGGUUACCAGCGGAGGAAAAGCAGUCAAUGAUGGACAAUGGCAUGUGAUCUCUGUGGACGAGCUGGAGAGCAGCAUCAGUGUGAAGAUCAGCAAGGAAGCUGUGAUGAGCAUUAACACCCCCGAGAGUCUUUUUACUUCAGUCAAUGGCAAACUGGAGACCAAAGUCUACAUCGCUGGCCUGCCUAACCGCACUGACAACGUCAUCAAGCCUAUCAACCCUCGACUGGAUGGCUGCAUCCGGGGCUGGAACUUGAUGAAUCAGGGGGCGUCUGGGGUGAAGGAGGUCAUCCAGCAGAAGACAAGUAAACACUGUUUCGUGCAUGUAGAACGAGGAUCUUUCUUCACCGGGGCAGGACUGGCACACUUCAACAUAGACUACACAGGUGAUUCUGGGAGCUGGAAAAUGGAUAUAAAGAUGAACAUUCGUCCAUCCAGCAGCACAGGUGUCCUCUUUGCUCUUGUCCACAACAAUGCAGUCCCCCUGUCAGUCGCUGUUGUAACAAAGGGAGACGAUGUUGCUAACUUGCAGGUGUUCCUGCACGGUGCCGCGGUGGCCACGCUGGACACGCUGUUGCUGUGUUACCCCGAGCGGCUGAUGGUGCAGCUGAACAUGACUCCCACAGAUAUCCAGAUCUCAGCCGACGACUCCACUGUUACUUACAUGGAGCCUAACGCGCUGCAGAAGGAGUUGGAGCGCCUCAACAGCACCAUGCAAAACCCCGUCAGCACAUAUAUUGGUGGAAUACCUGAAGACAUCCCGUUCCCUGCCACCCCUGUGACGGCCUUUUACCACGGGUGCAUGGACAUCAGUAUCAACGGCCAGCAGCUGGACUUUGAUGAAGCUCUCAGCAAACAUAACAGCAUUAAGUCCCACUCGUGUCCUCCUGUCUCUGCCCCUGAGAUUCACCUUGAUUCAGAACACACUGAAAGUGACCCUAAUUAACAACCACCUUGCAUUAAAAAAAACCCCUUAAAUUAGCCAAUGUCUCACAGGGGCCACUUUUUGGGAUAUUUUGGAAAGAGAAUCUAGAAGAGGAGAUGGAGGUAGAGAGUGUUUUUAAGCUUUUCAUACCUACAGUGUUAUUGUUUGUACCCUAUUUUGUUCUGGUUUUACUUUAGUGAGUCACAACCAAGGCUGGCCUGCCAGCGAGCUAAUCGGAAGCUGGAUGACAGUUGUAGCAGUUUGUUGCAGUAAGAUAAAUGUUUUCCAAAAAAGUGGAAACAAAAGAAAAGGAGCUGAGCUCUGCAACGUGCAUGCCACGUGUUGAGCAACAGAUGGUUAUGUUUGUGUAGGAAAAAUAAAGAAACGGUCACUGCUGACCAGGCUGUGAAACCACCUGCAUCUUCAUCCCUGCUGCUGAAUCAUGGUACGAUCUCUAAAUUGUUUGGAGACAACUAGUUGUGGGAGGAGAAGCCACAGAGGAGAUAGCUGAGCCUUCAGGUGUUCCUAUCCAAUUCUGCUUCAUCUUUUUUUGUUUAAAGCACCAUCUGGAGCUCUGCCUUUCUGAGAUAUGGUUUACACCUGUCAUAAUUACAGCUUUUAUUCUGCUGUAUCUGUCCUCAUCUUCAGGGCUCUCCUGGUUGGAAUUUGUCCAGAAUUCAUGUUGUAUAUAAAACAUGCCAUCUUUAAUAUAUAACUUAAAUGUAGUUGUUUGGUGUUGUGUUUGUUGUUUGUUUUAAUAAAACUGUUAUCAAAGCUGCCUCAU